Messenger RNA from Penicillium manginii, 1881 nucleotides. RefSeq lists its product as uncharacterized. The record is from RefSeq and is a predicted model, not a curated record. NCBI's taxonomy places the organism in Eukaryota, Fungi, Ascomycota, Eurotiomycetes, Eurotiales, Aspergillaceae. The transcript is spliced from 2 exons. Bases 1 to 1881 code for a protein of 626 amino acids.
AUGCCUGGAGCUAUGACUAUGGUCAAAUCUCGCACUGUGCCUACCGAAGAGGCCAUUUCAUUCCCGGUUUUGACAUACAGCGAUGCCGCGCCACGAUCCGACCUUUGCGAUAUCGACGAAAGAACCAAGCGCGAACAGAAUCAACAAAGUCUCGCCCAGUUCGAAUUCUCUCGACCUACCUCUGGAGAUGGACGAUCAAGAAAAAAGCCUCCUCCCGGCACCGUUGCGAGCUUUGAUUUUCGAGUAACUUCGCCCCCAGAUGAAGUGGUUCCUUCUCACGCCAUGAUGGACCGCAGUCCUAUCGGGGUUGGAAUUGCACUGGGCAGUCCAGGCAUGCUCGAUUCGACAGACAAUUUACCCCCACCACGUUUCAAUACGGCGAUCUUCACGGACAAGGAAAAAGAACAGCCGCAGCUGCCACAGCCGCUUCGAAAGGCAAGCAAAUGGAAGAAGAUUGGAGGUUUAUUCAGGGCUAAGAGUGCUCUUGCAUCUCCGACCCGGCCACGACCAUAUCCAAUGACAUUGCCAGGUCAUGGCAACUCGAUGGAUAAACAGACAGUCCAGAAAAUCGGGACUGAGGAAUGGCCGCGCAUUGAGUCAGAUCCCAAAUCUUUAACGACUAGAAAUACUUCUACACCGUCGCGGACUCGCAAGUUUUCGCUUUCCAAUAAGAAGUCACCCAAAGAAAGCAGUGGAGAUCUCGGGCCCCGAUUGGAAAUUGAUAUUCCCGACGUCCAAAUGGAAAGAUACAGCGUGAUGUUCAGCCAUGUGAUGAAUAAGAACCAGAGACCCUCCCUGCUGGCCAGGAGGAGCAAAACACUUGACAACCUCCAGGUUCCUCAGAACUCGGACUUCCUCGCUGCCAAAGUACCACCGAUUCCUCAACGCCGAGCAACAUCACCAGCACGUUCGAGCUUUACACUGUUUCCCACCUCACAACCGUCAAAGGCUGCCCAAGUCCUGGGAUCCCAGAACUUCUCUCGUGGCCCGAGCCCUUUGCUUCGAUCCAACACACUCCCUGCGGAGAGCCCAUCCCAAGAAUCGCCGAUGGAACCCCCACGAGCAAUCCCUAAUAAUAACAGUGUUUCAUCGUUUGAAUCCCUGCCUAUCGCCAAUGUCUUUCAGCGUUCACACACCCCGCGCUCAUCUACCGCAUCUUCUCGCUUCGACGACAAACCACUGCCUGCUAUCAAGCCCGAGCCCGAGACUGAACCUUCAUCGGAAGAGACCACAGGGGCAAAAGUAAGACAGAUCAUGACGCAGAGUCCUGUUGCCAGGCCGUCGAAACCUCAAUCUCAAUCUCAAUCCCCGGCACCAGCCCCAGCCCCGGUACCAAGGGCUCAACAGAUCCCAAGACAAAGGUCCUCGCCGCUCAAGAAUGAAAGAUCAUUACAGCAAGAGAGUCCUCGAGUUAACCGACCAACCCUGACGAUCAAAACUGUGUCAACACCACUCCCACAACCCCCGACGAAAGAUCUCCCCGUCCGUUCUUCAUCAAUCCCACUUGCCGGCCAGCCAAUCCCCAAAUUGAUUACGGACCAGCCUACUAUCACAAUGUCUCCGUCUCCACUCUCAUCUGGUCCAAUGUCAGCAGUCUCUCCGCGACAGUUUCCCCAACCUGCACGUAUACCUUUGUCGAACGGGGGUAAAAUGGUAAAAUCAGUGAGCGGCAAAACUCCAACCAUCGAGGUCUCGACAGCCCGGUCAGUUUCCGUUUCCAAAGGGAGAAGGCAAGUUCUCGUACCCAUCGGAUCACGGGCUGAUCAUUUCGAUUCAAAUGAGCGGCUCGUGGAGAGAAAGACUUUAACGCCAAGGAUCACGGAGGUUACCUCUGGACACCGGCCUGCGAAAUCUCAACAACUUCUAAUUGAGUCGUUGUGA